Messenger RNA from Microdochium trichocladiopsis, 1006 nucleotides. RefSeq lists its product as uncharacterized. Bases 437 to 1006 code for a protein of 189 amino acids. Lineage: Eukaryota; Fungi; Ascomycota; Sordariomycetes; Xylariales; Microdochiaceae. The transcript has 4 exons. Gene Ontology annotation, molecular function: hydrolase activity, acting on ester bonds. The record is from RefSeq and is a predicted model, not a curated record.
CGCCGACAACGACGGCCCCGGCCCCGUCUCCCAUGCCUCGUCGCCUCCCAGGGCGCCAGCAAGCGUCUUCUCAAGCAACGGCAGCGUCUGCGCCUCUCUCAAGAAGCACAUCACCAGCAGGUGGCCGCGAUCGAGCACAGCUGUAUCUUGCCCGCCCGGCCACAAGGCCCCCUGCAGCCGGCCUGGCCUUCUCCUGCUGCGCUCGUCGCCAGAGCCUCUCCUCGACCUCGUUUUUGUCCACGACCUUCGUGGCAGCUCCGUAGAUACCUGGCGCCGCAAUGGAGAUGCCGGCUUGUUCUGGCCCCAGGCCUGGCUGCCGGCAGAGCCACGCCUCCGCAAUGUCAAUAUCCACACUUUCGGUUACGACUCAGACUGGACAAGCACAAAACACAGUAUUCUAAACGUCCAUGACUUCGGCCAGUCGCUGCUCGAAGAGAUGAGGAACUCGCCUCACAUGUCGACCAACCCCGAGAGUCCCAUCAUUCUUCUAGGCUAUUCGAUGGGCGGGCUGGUAGCCAAAAAGGCAUAUGUCCUCUCACAAUACGUCCCCGUAUUCAAGAAUCGCAUACAGGCCAUCUUCUUCUUGGCCACACCGCAUCGCGGUUCCGACUACGCUGCGACCCUCAAUAAGAUACUGGCGAUAUCCGGCCUCAUGUCUUCGCGAGGCUAUAUCACCGACUUGACCACCGGCUCUACAUCGACACAAACCAUCAACGAUGAUUUCGGAAAGCUCGCUAGCAAACUGCUUCUCUUCUCAUUCUAUGAAACGCAACGCAUGUCCAUUGGCAUAUCAACAUGCCUGAUUGUAGAGAAGCAUUCUGCUGUUUUAGGUUACAGCAACGAACGAGUACAGUACCUCAACGCGAAACACCGCGAGAUCUGCAAAUUUCACAGCCCCGACGACCCGAACUACAACACAGUGAAGAACGCUCUCGUGAGCGCAACAGAAGAUCUGCUCGUGACUGGUGAGAUGUAUCGCGGCUUCCUGCGCAGCCCACAACACUAA